This is a messenger RNA of Canis lupus familiaris (dog), 1441 nucleotides long. It is a transcript of the gene SMAD3, whose product is annotated as SMAD family member 3. Gene Ontology annotation, cellular component: heteromeric SMAD protein complex. The record is from RefSeq and is marked validated. Gene Ontology annotation, biological process: anatomical structure morphogenesis; regulation of transcription by RNA polymerase II; BMP signaling pathway. Gene Ontology annotation, molecular function: DNA-binding transcription factor activity, RNA polymerase II-specific; RNA polymerase II cis-regulatory region sequence-specific DNA binding; I-SMAD binding. NCBI's taxonomy places the organism in Eukaryota, Metazoa, Chordata, Mammalia, Carnivora, Canidae.
CCAUGUCGUCCAUCCUGCCCUUCACCCCCCCGAUCGUGAAGCGCCUGCUGGGCUGGAAGAAGGGCGAGCAGAACGGGCAGGAGGAGAAGUGGUGCGAGAAGGCGGUCAAGAGUUUGGUCAAGAAGCUCAAGAAGACCGGGCAGUUGGACGAGCUGGAGAAGGCCAUCACCACGCAGAACGUCAACACCAAGUGCAUCACCAUCCCCAGGUCCCUGGAUGGCCGGCUGCAGGUGUCCCAUCGAAAGGGGCUCCCGCAUGUCAUCUACUGCCGCCUGUGGCGAUGGCCCGACCUGCACAGCCACCACGAGCUGCGGGCCAUGGAGCUGUGUGAGUUCGCCUUCAACAUGAAGAAGGACGAGGUCUGCGUGAAUCCCUACCACUAUCAGAGGGUAGAGACCCCAGUUCUACCUCCCGUGUUGGUGCCACGCCACACAGAGAUCCCGGCCGAGUUCCCCCCGCUGGACGACUACAGCCAUUCCAUCCCCGAGAACACUAACUUCCCCGCGGGCAUCGAGCCCCAGAGCAAUAUUCCAGAAACCCCACCCCCUGGCUACCUGAGCGAAGAUGGAGAGACCAGUGACCACCAGAUGAACCACAGCAUGGACGCAGGUUCUCCAAACCUCUCCCCGAAUCCGAUGUCCCCAGCACACAAUAAUUUGGACCUGCAGCCUGUCACCUACUGCGAGCCGGCCUUCUGGUGCUCCAUCUCCUACUACGAGCUGAACCAGCGCGUGGGGGAGACCUUCCACGCCUCGCAGCCCUCCAUGACGGUGGACGGCUUCACCGACCCCUCCAACUCGGAGCGCUUCUGCCUCGGCCUGCUCUCCAACGUCAACAGGAACGCGGCCGUGGAGCUCACGCGGAGGCACAUCGGGCGAGGCGUGCGGCUGUACUACAUCGGCGGGGAGGUCUUCGCAGAGUGCCUCAGCGACAGUGCCAUCUUUGUCCAGUCUCCCAACUGCAACCAGCGCUACGGCUGGCACCCGGCCACCGUCUGCAAGAUCCCCCCAGGGUGCAACCUGAAGAUCUUCAACAACCAGGAGUUUGCCGCCCUCCUGGCUCAAUCCGUCAACCAGGGCUUCGAGGCGGUCUACCAGUUGACGCGGAUGUGUACCAUCCGCAUGAGCUUCGUCAAAGGCUGGGGAGCAGAAUACAGGAGACAGACAGUGACCAGCACCCCCUGCUGGAUCGAGCUGCACCUGAACGGGCCCUUGCAGUGGCUUGACAAGGUCCUCACCCAGAUGGGUUCCCCGAGCAUCCGCUGUUCCAGUGUGUCUUAGAGACGCUGGGUGUGAAGGGGGAGGGUGGGGGGGAGGGUGGGCUUGGGGGGGAAAGGCCGUGCAGGAGGUGGAGGAAAUUGGAACUCAACUCACUAUUGUCAAUGAAGAAGAAAUUUUUCUUCCUCCAUCAAAGCGGCGCCGACCUGUUUUCCAAAACAUAA